This is a messenger RNA of Salvia splendens (bonfire salvia), 1055 nucleotides long. RefSeq names its product protein FATTY ACID EXPORT 1, chloroplastic. NCBI's taxonomy places the organism in Eukaryota, Viridiplantae, Streptophyta, Magnoliopsida, Lamiales, Lamiaceae. The record is from RefSeq and is a predicted model, not a curated record. Gene Ontology annotation, biological process: fatty acid transport. Bases 87 to 782 code for a protein of 231 amino acids. Gene Ontology annotation, cellular component: chloroplast inner membrane. The transcript is spliced from 7 exons. Gene Ontology annotation, molecular function: fatty acid transmembrane transporter activity.
AUUUUAUCGACUGGAUCUUCACAAUAUUCAACAUAAAUCACAUCAGCAAAUUUAAUCAAAAUUCUGGCAAUCGCAUAUCGAGAACCAUGUCGUCGUCGAUCUCUCAGCUCUCGUGCUUCUCUGCCGUAGUUGACAGCCGCCGUUCGCAUCUCCACCAGAGAUUGCAUCUCUUCCCCACGAAAUUUCGUCCCAUAAAGGUUAUAAAUGUUAUGAACAGUGAUGGGCACGGCUCAAAAUUAUCCCAAUUAGAGAAUAAUACUCCGAGUUAUGUGGAAGAUGCAUCAGCGUCCUAUAAUGGAAGCUCGGUGCAGCCGCAUUCUGCUGCUGAUAGUUCUGUUGCCGGAGGAGCAAUAGAUGAGCAGGAAAGUGCAGUCACCCAACCAAAGAGGGCAGCAAUGAUUCACGACUUCUGUUUUGGAAUUCCCUUCGGUGGACUAGUCUUUUCUGGGGGUCUCGUUGGCUUUCUGGUUUCAAGAAACCCUCGUACUCUGAUGUCUGGUGUGCUCUAUGGAGGUGCCCUGCUUGCGCUUAGCACGCUGAGCUUGAAGGUGUGGAAACAAGGGAAACCGAGCUUUCCAUUUAUACUAGGUCAAGCAGUACUCUCGCUUGCCCUCCUACUUAAGCAUUCUCGGGCCUAUACAUUGACAAACAAAUUCUUCCCGGCAGCCUUCAAUGUCGUCAUUAGUGCUGCAAUGCUGUUGUUCUAUGCCUAUGUGAUGAUAUCCGGAGGCAAUCCUCCGCCAAAGAAGCUGAAGCCUACUGCUGCAGUUGAAACCUCGUAGUCAAGAGAUGGAUACUGGAGUAUAAAUCCGAAUUGAAUUUUACCAGCAUGAACUCGGAGUAGAUUAUUAUGGUCUUGUUGUAGGUGACUUUCAGCAGCAACUUUCGAUCAUUUCCAUAGCUAUAUAUGUUGUGACACAUAGCAAACAGUCUUGCCCCUUGUGAUUAGGCAUUUUGCAAUGGUGCAAUCGGGGAGUCAGUGGUUUAAAGGUCGCGCCUCCGAGCUGCAUUAACACUUUCUAAGUCGAUAUAUGAAAUGGUGCGAUGUUUAAAUA